This is a messenger RNA of Bacillus rossius redtenbacheri, 3911 nucleotides long. RefSeq lists its product as uncharacterized. Bases 2173 to 3813 code for a protein of 546 amino acids. The record is from RefSeq and is a predicted model, not a curated record. Lineage: Eukaryota; Metazoa; Arthropoda; Insecta; Phasmatodea; Bacillidae. The transcript has 4 exons.
UGUUAACUAUCGUCACAUUUGUUUUUUUCUUUUAUUUACGAGAAUAUCAUUCAUGAACUGAUCUUUUUAAAUGAAACCAAAACAUUUUGGCUUUCUGUAACACGCCAUUAUUGGGCGAAUACAAACUUAUCACUUUAAUAUUUUUCUUUCCACAGUCACGAAAGAAAUGCUAUUCUGCACUCCCAAGAAUACACUGAAGUGGAAACCGACGAUGCUACAAAACAUCCUUCAACUCCUAGGGAUGGUGACGUGCAUGUGACAGAGCACUUUAGUCAUUUUAGCGACGAUUUAAAAUUUCCUGUUGAUCAGCUCAUGCGCCUGUAAGUAUUAGCCACGCAAGUAAUCACAUAAACUUUCAAAUGUGAAAAUUUUUGUAACGCUAUAGAGCAUCCCACUCUUAGAUUGCAGUGUGGAAGUAAAUGGGAGCAUUCUCUCUCUCUCUAACACACGCCAACUGCCGUUAGCGCUGUCCUUGUUUAUUCGUGCGUUGUUGCCAAAUAUCAUACGAAAAAAAAAAAUUAAUUUUUCGGACCAAGCUUUUUUGCAUAUUGUACAGCAUCGAAAUACGCAUCAGCCAAUGCAUAUUUUGCAUACUUAAUAACAUUUCAAGUGUCCGAAAAAAUUAAAAAACCUAACUUCUUCAUUGCGAACUGUUCCGAAGUAUUCCAAAAUGUUUCACAUCAAUAAAAAGGUAACCUACAGAUAUAUUUAGUCCAUAUUUUUUUCGUUGAUAAAUUCAUGUCUUAGGACGCCACCGAACAAAUUUCGAAACAAAAACUCUUAAUGUUUCAGUUAUAUAAAUUUAUUUAUAUACUGAAAUGCAUUUACUCACAAACUGAAACAUCAAAAAGUUGAUCAGCGGCAAAGUUUUUUGCUAUUAUAGAUAGAUGGGGGAAGAAAGCGAGAAAGAUGUUCCAAAUGAAUUGAAUUUGUUUUUAAAAAAAGAAACAAUUCAAUUACUCCUACAGUUUCCGUGUCCAUAGCUGUUGAAGACGCGUCUUAUGAGUGCACGAGCGCGCGGUAAAAGACGUUCGCUCACAAACUGCCGGCCGGCGCAGUGUUAAUAAGUCACAGGAAGGUGUGUUUAGAUAAGUGGGGUUCAAUAUUUUAACCUGUAUAUCAUUAUUAAUAACAUUUUUAGGAUAAUAAUCAACUGAAUUUAUAUUCACAAACAAUGAUAUGAAUUUGACUUUUACAAAGACAUGCUAUCACUUUUCAGAAGUUCUACACCCACAAGAAAGAAUGGAGACCCAAGUAACGUAGGCGCAACAGGAUCUGAUGGAUCGAUAUUGUUGGAUAUGGACACUUGUCAAAUAAACGUUAUUGAAAGUGCAUAUACCGAGCCUAGUGCAGCAAACGAUUCUUUAGCGAGUCAGGAAGUUUCUCGUUAUUUGCUGCCAAGUUCUACACCCACAAGAAAGAAUGGAGACCCAAGUAACGUAGGCGCAACAGGAUCUGAUGGAUCGAUAUUGUUGGAUAUGGACACUUGUCAAAUAAACGUUAUUGAAAGUGCAUAUACCGAGCCUAGUGCAGCAAACGAUUCUUUAGCGAGUCAGGAAGUUUCUCGUUAUUUGCUGCCGUAAGUACAACAUAUUUCUGUAUUUUACAUAUGCUUCUUUAUACAGGGCAUAUUUCAGUUACUAUUAGCGAAAAGAAAUGUCUACAGUGUCUUGUUUUUGCUACUGUUACUGUAAGGUAAUUUCAAAUAGCUGUUACAUGAGCGAAAACUCUCUUUUGCGUCAAAUACAUUUCACAUACAAUGGUGGGUUUAUAUAAUUCAUCUUUACGCAAAUACAUGCUAUCAUUUUUCAGAAGUUCUACACCCACAAGAAAGAAUGGAGACCCAAGUAACGUAGGCGCAACAGGAUCUGAUGGAUCGAUAUUGUUGGAUAUGGACACUUGUCAAAUAAACGUUAUUGAAAGUGCAUAUACCGAGCCUAGUGCAGCAAACGAUUCUUUAGCGAGUCAGGAAGUUUCUCGUUAUUUGCUGCCGUAAGUACAACAUAUUUCUGUAUUUUACAUAUGCUUCUUUAUACAGGGCAUAUUUCAGUUACUAUUAGCGAAAAGAAAUGUCUACAGUGUCUUGUUUUUGCUACUGUUACUGUAAGGUAAUGUCAAAUAGCUGUUACAUGAGCGAAAACUCUCUUUUGCGUCAAAUACAUUUCACAUACAAUGGUGGGUUUAUAUAAUUCAUCUUUACGCAAAUACAUGCUAUCAUUUUUCAGAAGUUCUACACCCACAAGAAAGAAUGGAGACCCAAGUAACGUAGGCGCAACAGGAUCUGAUGGAUCGAUAUUGUUGGAUAUGGACACUUGUCAAAUAAACGUUAUUGAAAGUGCAUAUACCGAGCCUAGUGCAGCAAACGAUCCUUCGCUUACACAUGAAGUUCCUCUUUCACCACUGCCAGAACUGUUGAUUGAAUCACGACAUGAAGUGGGGGACAAGGACAGCAACUUGAAUAACAUUGAAGGAAGGAGAAUUUGCGACAUACGUCAUGUCAUUACUAAAGCCAGACAGUUGGAGAAGCACAAUUUGGAAUGCAAAGCUCGCAUUAAAGGAUAUUUUACUUAUACAGGGGAAAAACGCAUCGGCUUGAGAAGUGUGUUACAUUUCAAGUGUACUUCCUGUGAUGCCAGGACAUCUAUUGAUACUGAUCCCAGUGACACAGUAAACACUGCAGCAACAUGGGGUACAGUAAUGAGUGGAAAAGGACAUGCAGUAAUAGAACAAUUAUUUUCUCUGAUGGAGAUUCCACCAGCAAGCAGCUCAACGUUCAUGAAAGAAGAACGGGAAAUCGGAAAAGUAUGGUUCGAAUCGUUGACAGAGGCUAUGGAACAAGCUGCAAAAGAAGAGCAUCUACAUGCCUUAGAAGAAGGUCACGUUGACGACGAUGGCAUACCUUACAUAACUGUUAUAGUAGAUGGAGGAUGGAGCCAUCGUUCGUACGGUCACAGCUACAAUGCUAAGUCAGGCGUAGCUAUAAUUAUAGGUAAAAAAACAGGUAAAAUGUUAUUUCUAGGAAUUCGGAACAAAUAUUGCAGUAUCUGCUCUUUGAGUGAAAAAAGAAACGAACAACCUACCAAACACAUCUGCUACAAAAACUGGUCUAGUUGUUCAUCAGCCAUGAAGAGUGAUAUACUAGUGGAAGGUUUCAAAGCCAGCGAAGAAACCCAUGGUCUACGGUAUUUUAAAUACAUCGGUGAUGGUGAUUCCUCUGUCCAAAAGUCUAUAGUAGAACGUGUGCCGUAUGGUUUGAAAGUUGUUAAAAUUGAGUGCACAAACCAUCUGCUAAAAAAUUUGUACAAACACUUACUGAAGCUCUCCAAAGAAAACUCUGGGAACAAGAAAAUUUUAACUCCAGCCAGAAUGAAGCACAUCCAAAAUAGAAUACGUCAUCUCAUAACCGAAGAAUCUCGGAAAGAUUGUCCAAGCGUCAGCUCUCUAAAGAAUGACAUACGAGCUACUAUAGAGCAUGUUUUUGGAAACCAUGGCAACUGCAGAAUUCAAAAUUGCCCGAAAGCCAAAAUUACUUCCAUCACUGAUUUGGACACAGCGCCUGGUAACUUAGCGGCCAGAAUUAUUUCAAUUAUAGGAAAUCUGGCAGCAAAAAGUGACAGCCUUGUGGAAAAUUUGACGAGUAAUGCAGCAGAAACUUACAUGCAUCUUGCAGCAAGAUUUAAUGAUGGCAAACAGAGUUUCUUUGGCAGACGUGGUUCGUUCAAUACCAGGUGCUAUGGAGCUGGCCUUAGUUUUCAGCACGGUCCCGCGUGGCUCCACACAGUUUGGAAAAAGAAGGUAACCUUUGUGGCAUAGCUUUAUGUUUCAUUGUUUCAUUUAUGUACAAUACUUUUAACAGCAUGAGUUAAUAAUUUUAUGUUUUCAGGUUGGAAAAAGUCCAGGCCAAUGCGUAA